Malus domestica (apple) is the source of this 873-nucleotide messenger RNA. Its product is annotated as outer envelope pore protein 16-3, chloroplastic/mitochondrial-like. Gene Ontology annotation, molecular function: transmembrane protein transporter activity. NCBI's taxonomy places the organism in Eukaryota, Viridiplantae, Streptophyta, Magnoliopsida, Rosales, Rosaceae. Gene Ontology annotation, biological process: protein insertion into mitochondrial inner membrane. The record is from RefSeq and is a predicted model, not a curated record. Gene Ontology annotation, cellular component: chloroplast; TIM22 mitochondrial import inner membrane insertion complex.
UGAUAAUCUGGUGUGACAAGGUGCAGAUGGCUAAACUUUCAUUUCCUUCCAUUUGUAUUUACUCUGAGGUUGUCUUUGUUCCUCUGUUCGUAGUGAGAACUGAGUAGAAAUCGCCCACUUCUUAUUUUCCCCUCGAAGGUUUUGUUUGUACCAGUUUAGUAGACAGUCAUGGACUCCUUGGACCCGGCAGAGCGUAGGUAUUUGGAGGAUGAGGAUACUCCUCUGAUGAAGACACUUAAGGGUGCGACAAAUGGAUUUGUAACUGGAACUAUCUUUGGGACCAUAGUUGCUACUUGGUAUGAUGUGCCUCGUGUUGAGAGAAAUGUCGCUCUUCCUGGGCUGAUAAGGACCCUGAGGAUGAUGGGAAACUACGGGGUUACAUUUGCUGCAAUUGGGGGAGUGUACAUUGGCGUUGAACAGCUUGUGCAAAAUUAUCGGAUGAAGAGAGACUUUAUCAAUGGAGCUGUCGGUGGUUUUGUUGCUGGGUCUACUAUUCUAGGUUACAGAGGAAAGAGCAUUUCAACUGCAAUUUCUGCUGGAGCAGCCCUGGCAGUCACUUCGUCGCUCAUUGAUGCUGGGGGCCAGACCACGAGAAUUGAUAAUGGCAAGGAGUACUAUCCUUACACCACCAAGAAAAGAUCCACAUCCGAUUCAUAAACUUAACUGAUGAAAAGGUGAACACUUGUUUCUUGAAUUGGCUGUAUUUCCAGAGAUGCAAUCAUACUCUCAGUUCGCUUUCUCUGAUGUCCAAAUUUAUGUUUUUGACCUUGAAUGGAUGUCUUGAAUAAGUUUUCUAUUUCGUGCUGUUGAAAUGUUACGAAAAUAUAUAUCAUUUUGUACACGAGUUUUUCAAUAUUUAGACUGGUUUUUAUU